UUAUCUCAACAAUGGCGAUCCAAAAGGGACAGAUUGGUUGCCGGCAGAGUGCGACGUUUCGAUCAGACAAGGAUGGUUUUGGCAUAAAUCACAAACACCUAAGAGGCUAAGCCAGCUACUUGAAAUUUACUACAACUCAGUGGGACGAAAUUGUGUGCUGCUACUCAAUGUGCCUCCUAACUCAACCGGGCUUAUAUCAGAAGUAGAUGUUCAAAGACUGAGAGAAUUUAGAAGGGCAAUUGAUACAAUAUUUUCUACCAAUUUAGCAGACAAGUGUUCUGUCAAAGUUAGCAGCCAAAGAGGAGGCAAAGGAGGAGGCUUUGGACCCGAAAAUGUGCUAGACAGUGACCAUUUGUGGACGUACUGGGCUCCAAGGGAUGAUGACAAAGAGGGCCAUUGGAUUGAAAUCAGAGGUACAGGCACAGACGGAGGGCUGAGAUUCAAUGUGAUUAGGAUUCAAGAGGCAAUUGGGCUUGGUCAGAGGAUCAAAAGGCAUGACAUUUAUGUGGAUGGUAAAAGAGUAGCAAAUGGAACCACAGUGGGGUACAAGAGGCUUCACAGACUUGAAGAGGGAGUGAUCCAUGGAAAAAUUGUAAAAAUUAGAAUUGAAGAAUCAAAGGGAUUGCCUUUAAUUUCUUCCAUUGGUCUGCAUUUUGAUCCCUUUUGGCACCCAAAUCCAAAUGGGUAG
Prunus mume (Japanese apricot) is the source of this 688-nucleotide messenger RNA. The record is from RefSeq and is a predicted model, not a curated record. NCBI's taxonomy places the organism in Eukaryota, Viridiplantae, Streptophyta, Magnoliopsida, Rosales, Rosaceae.